Messenger RNA from Mytilinidion resinicola, 1167 nucleotides. RefSeq lists its product as uncharacterized. The transcript has 2 exons. Gene Ontology annotation, biological process: phosphatidic acid biosynthetic process. Bases 1 to 1167 code for a protein of 388 amino acids. The record is from RefSeq and is a predicted model, not a curated record. Gene Ontology annotation, cellular component: endoplasmic reticulum membrane. Lineage: Eukaryota; Fungi; Ascomycota; Dothideomycetes; Mytilinidiales; Mytilinidiaceae. Gene Ontology annotation, molecular function: ATP-dependent diacylglycerol kinase activity.
AUGGCGUCCUCGAAGCAGUACCAAAUCCCCAGCACCCCGCGGGUGAUAUCUCCUUCGCCCACCCCCUCCGAAGCCAGCGCGCGAGACGGAUAUUUUGGCCCAGUGACGCGCUCUGCUGCCCGCGCCAACCGUCGCGCGCCAUCGCCACCUUCAAUAGACGAGGACAGCUCCAGCUCAGAUCCGGAGAAGCGGGCACGUACGAGGAGCAGAAGCCCGCUACUCGAUGGCAGGAAAAGGCGUUUGAGCGGUAUGACGGCUAUGAAGCCAGGACUAUCCGCAAGAGGUGCUGGCAAGAAGCCAAACCCGGCACUGCAGAACGGCACCUCGAACGGCCACCUGUCACCGGCGGCAGCGAACAAGAACUACUGGCGGGAGAUGAGUAGGAGUCCAAGUCCUCUAGGCCUCAUUCCUAUCCACCAGAAAUGGCGGUCAUUCAUUCACCGGCAUGAAAUUCCCCGCAAGGUCCUCCACGUCUCCAUCGGCUUCUUGACCACAUAUCUCUACUGCAGCGGGACGCAAACCUCGCAGAUCCACCCUGUCCUUCUCACUCUUCUCAUCCCUAUCGCUGCAACCGACCUCCUCCGCCACCGUUACCAUCAAGUCAAUCGCUUCUACAUUCGCUGCCUAGGCGCCCUGAUGCGCGAGUCCGAAGUCGACGGCUGGAAUGGCGUUAUAUUUUACCUGCUAGGUGCAUGGACUGUGCUGCGUUUCUUCCCCAAGGAUGUGGGUGUCAUGGGCGUGUUGCUUCUGAGCUGGUGUGAUACGGCUGCAUCCACAUUUGGCCGCCUUUGGGGCCACCGGACUUGGCGCGUUCGGAAGGGCAAGAGUCUCGCGGGCAGUAUCGCGGCAUGCAUAAUGGGUGUAAUCACUGCCGUAUUUUUCUGGGGCUGGCUGGCUCCACACAUGCCGGCGGCAUACGAUGCUCCGCCCAAUUCCUUCGCCUUCCAGGGCAGUCUCACACUCCCUCCGAAAGCUAGAGAGAUAUUGGGAUUGUCGGCAUCACAAAGCUCAAUCACGGGGCCCUUGGCUCUCGGUGUAAUGAGCUUGUGGGCAGGUAUCGCGGCCAGCGCGAGCGAGGCCAUUGAUCUGUUCGGAUGGGACGACAACCUCACCAUUCCGGUACUUUCAGCGGUAGGCCUUUGGGCUUUCUUGAAAGUCUUCGGCUAG